GUUCCCUUGAGCCGCGGUCCUUCUGGCCGCCGAGUCGAGGUUCUUGGUCACUUCACUUUCUGCUCAGCUUCGUCUACCGCGUCGGCAGCGGCAUCCCGUCUCUGUCUCCUGCAGGCAGUCUCUCUUUCUCGUCGCGCCGAUCACUCACACGAUAGUCAAGCCCCCGGCGCGUACAGGUGGCCAGUAUCGGUGAUGGCGCUCAACGCACACAUGGGCCCGUAUUCGCUGCGCGUGCAGAUCGGAACAUUCAACUACAACCUCCGCGGCUCGUCGCAGUACGAUACGCCUGACCUGCAGCCAUGGCUCAUCCCUACGGUCGAAGAGGAUCCAGACUCGGGCUACAGCACAACCGGAGGGCCUCGUGACGCACCGGACAUUUUCGCGGUAGGCUUCCAGGAGCUUAUGCCGCUCCACAUGGGCUUCCUUGGAACCGGCUCCUUGUUUAGCACUGGAAAUAGCAGCAGUAGCGACGAAGAAGGUGGCGGCGCAGCUGGCCAAGUGCUGCGUGACACGGACACGGAGAUAAGGCGCGCGGUUCGUCCACACUCUGCAGUGGUCAGCGGCGACGGGCUCUACCCACCCGGCGGCGGACCAGAGGGGUACACGCUGAUUGCACGUGAAAACCUCGUGGGCCUCGCACUCUUCGUUUAUGCGCGCGAGCGCUCCGGCAUCGUCGGCCGGGUCAGGGAGGUGAGAACAAACCGCGCUGGAACGGGCAUCUUCAACCUGCUCGGGAACAAAGGCGCCGUUGGCGUGCGCGUCGUGCUUGAAGGCUCCCCUAAUGUGCAAGGCACGGGUAAAAAGGACGCGGAGCAGGUCUUGACGUUCGUGUGUGCCCAUCUCGCCGCGCACGACCACAAUAUAGCGCGCAGGAACACCGACUGGAAGAACAUCGUCCGCCGGCUCGUCUUUCCGCCUGAUUCGGUGGUGCCGCUCCCCUCCUUGCAGCAGAACAUCAGCUCGGAGCGCGAGAAACCGGGUCCGGUGGACCUGGACAAGCUCAAGUCCCAGUACAGUGAAAAGGGAGGCAGCAAGAGCAAAAGCAGGCCCGCCAGGCCGCUGGACGAUCGCGAGCACACGCUGUACGACUCCUCGCACCUCUUUGUCUUCGGCGACCUCAACUACCGCAUUGCAGUGGGUAUCCCACCACAUCCGGCACUCGCUUCCUCGUCGGCCGGCAGCAAAUCCACUGCGCCUCUCAAGAAAUCCGAUGUAGCUUUCAAGGUGGUCAUGGAAGAAUGGGAGACGCUCGCCGCAUACGACCAGCUGUCCACCGAGCGCCUUGGCGGUCGCGUCUUCCACGGCUUGACCGAGUCGCCGCUGGGCGGAGCCAAGUUCGGGCCGACGUACAAAUACAAAGUGGACAAGUCGAACAAGAAGGCACAGGGCGGUAAGAGGAAGAGUAGUAACAGCACGGGUGCAGGGGCCGCUAGGAAGCCGAAGUCAACAUUGGCGGAUGUCGGCAUGCUGAGCAAGAAGAGGAUUCCAGGUUGGACCGAUCGUGUGCUCUGGCGCAGUUGGGCAGACGGCAAGGACGAGCUGCAGCCGAAGAGUGCCGGAAAUGUGGACGUGGAGCUCUAUCGGAGUAUCAUGACGUACACUCAUUCCGACCACAAACCUGUAACGGCCCUUCUGCGCUUACCAGCUCUUCCCAUGAAUGGCGACUCCUCUUCAUCCUCCGCGCCACUGAUCGUAUAUAAGCCGCCGUACAUGACCGAUGCGAGCUGGCGCACUAAGCGUGCGCUCGGCACACUGCUCGACCGACAGGUGGGCUUCAUCUGGACCGCGCUCAUCACGGCCGGCGCAGGCAAUCUCGUUGCUGGUCUGCUCGAGCUCGCUGUCGUCGCUGUCGUUAGCAUCUGGUGGAUGCAACGCGGAAGUGGACAGGGUGGCAACGACUUGGCGUAUUGGAUGGGCAGACUCGGUGGAAGUCCUUGAGCACGUGGAGACAAAAGGGGCAUGGGGGAAUUCGGAGGCAGAUGCGAACAGUAUCUUUAUCGAUUGCACAACUGUACACGUACAAAUGACGAAGCGGAUCGGUCAAUGCAAAGUAGGGCACAUUAUGCCAUC
Tilletiaria anomala UBC 951 is the source of this 2070-nucleotide messenger RNA. Its product is annotated as DNase I-like protein. Lineage: Eukaryota; Fungi; Basidiomycota; Exobasidiomycetes; Georgefischeriales; Tilletiariaceae. Gene Ontology annotation, biological process: phosphatidylinositol dephosphorylation. The record is from RefSeq and is a predicted model, not a curated record. Gene Ontology annotation, molecular function: phosphatidylinositol-4,5-bisphosphate 5-phosphatase activity. Bases 193 to 1938 code for a protein of 581 amino acids. The transcript has 2 exons.